UUGAAGUUUCUCAGCAUACCUUUCUCGGCCUUUUGGCUAAGAUCAAGUGUAGUAUCUGUUCUUAUCAGUUUAAUAUCUGAUACGUGAGCCAUUGGCUCACAUGAUAUUAAAUUAAUUUUUUUUGGGGUGAGAGCUCAUUUACAGUAGCUUGCUGCUGAGGCUCUCGUGCGUCGCCCAAGCGUUGCAGUAAAGCCCGGGCUAGGCGCUCCCCACCCAAUCCAAGUUUAAGUUUAUGGUAUUCGAAGUUCGUUCAACAAGUGGUGUAACGCAUAUUAAGCAUGAUUUUGCAAUGUUUUCCUGAAUGGAAAAAGUUCAAAAUCAAGUAAUUUUCAGUUCUGUACCCAAUGCCAACAUCCCAAAAUUAGAGGUGCUGAGUAAUCUUACCGGAACCAAUUGCCUAAUUUUCAUUAAAAGAAAAGCGAUUAAAAACUCUAUAUUUAAAUAUAAACUGUUUUGACAUUAACUGUAGUUAUGCGAUUGAAGCAUAUACAAUGAUUGGUAGAAUAGCUAUUGAACUAAAAUUGUUGUCCUCCAACAGAAGAGAAGAUUGGGGGAAAAAAAAGAGAGGACGCCAUUCUUUUUGUCUACCCUUUUUUACCUCUAAACUCAUUUCAUGAUCUUUUCCCCAUCAUAGUUCAUCAAUUCCUUCAUCCUCUAUCUGAAAGAGAAAGAUGGAGGAUAGGAUGGCUGGUAGGUAUUGGUGUCACAUGUGCUCUCAAAUGGUGAAUCCAAUGCUAGAGCCUGAGAUCAAAUGCCCUUUUUGUGAGAGCGGAUUUGUGGAAGAAAUGACCAGCAUAAGACAUAACUCCAACACCAAUGGCAUUGAUUCAGGAUCAGUGAACACUCUUUCCCUUUGGGCUCCAAUCUUGCUCGGUUUGAUUGGAGGUUUAGGUUCUUCGCAGUUCCGUAUCAUAGGCAGGGAGCAAACCAGUGAUAGCAACUCACAGGAUGCAUUAGAUGAUGAACUAGGAAGAGAAUUUGAAUCCUUGCUUAGGAGGAGGAGAAGAACUUCGGCUUCAGCUUCAGCUCUUCGGAUGCUUCAGGAUAUGCGUGCUGUCGCAGCUUCUGAAUCUGAGAAUUCUGAAAAUGGUAGAGAUAGGAGUGGUAGAAUGAUCUUAUUCGAUCCAUUCAAUGAUGAGGCCUUAAUUGUUCAAGGUUCAUUUGGGUUUAACCAAGGACAAAACUCAAGCCAUAGGGCAGCCAGCUCUUUUGGUGAUUACCUGAUGGGAACUGGUUGGGAUCGUUUGUUACAGUAUUUGGCAGAAAAUGAUCCUAAUCGCUAUGGAACCCCACCAGCACAGAAAGAAGCAGUUGAAGCAAUGCCAACUGUUACUGUAGAGGACAGUGUGCAGUGUUCUGUAUGCUUGGAGGAUAUUGAGAUUGGUAGUGAAGCAAAGGAGAUGCCAUGUAAACAUAAAUUCCAUGCUAGGUGUAUUUCUCCAUGGCUGGAACUUCAUAGCUCUUGCCCAGUAUGCAGGUACCAGCUGCCUUCGGAUGAUUCCAAGAUUGAGGCAAAUGUCACCAGAAAUAGUGAAGGAAGAGUUGGCAGUAAUGAUGCCCAAAGUAGUAGCAGGGUAGGAACUGGAAGAAGGUAUUGGAUCCCUAUUCCAUGGCCAUAUGAUGGUUUACUCACAUCACCAGGUCCCCAAAGUGAUUCCAUCUCAGCUCCCUCAUCAGAGGCCAUGCCAGGAAGUGCAAAUGCAGCUCAGACAGAUACAGAUGAUAAUUAAAAAUCUUUUCCUUCAGAUGAUUUUAUUAAG
This is a messenger RNA of Durio zibethinus, 1760 nucleotides long. Lineage: Eukaryota; Viridiplantae; Streptophyta; Magnoliopsida; Malvales; Malvaceae. The record is from RefSeq and is a predicted model, not a curated record.